Amphimedon queenslandica is the source of this 2636-nucleotide messenger RNA. RefSeq names its product protein HID1-like. The transcript is spliced from 25 exons. NCBI's taxonomy places the organism in Eukaryota, Metazoa, Porifera, Demospongiae, Haplosclerida, Niphatidae. The coding region runs from base 25 to 2529 and encodes 834 amino acids. Gene Ontology annotation, cellular component: Golgi trans cisterna; Golgi medial cisterna; membrane. The record is from RefSeq and is a predicted model, not a curated record.
AGAAUCCUCUAAAUUAGAAACAAAAUGGGUUCCAGCUCGAGCAAGGAGUCCUUCAAGACGGCCAUUAAUGAUCUUAUAACAAAUGAACAAACCGUGGCGAGUUUGGGCGACUCUUUUUGGGAGAGAUAUUGGUCCGACCCAUCCUUGACUAGUAACGAUUUCUUUACUUCAUUGACUCACGAACAAAUCAAAGAGAUGAUGAACACUCGCUCUGGUAACCUCACUGCUCUUUGUUUUAAAUUGGUUUCAAGAAUUAGUGCAGCUGCUUCAACUGCCUGUAGUGGUGAAAACGAACACGUUAUUGUUUUGAAUUGCGUGAGGUUCUUGACUCGCCUGCUUCCGUUUUUAUUUGAGUCUCCAGACUGGAGGCUUCUCUUUUGGACCCCGGCUCACGUCAAUGAGGCUCCAGAUCAGGGCUCACCUCCUGCCCUAGCGCAAGUACUGCUGGACUCACUGACGGAUUUGCUCUUUUGUCCCGACUUCACUGUCAUACCUUUAUCAAAUCAAGGAGGGCCAGAGAAACACGAAGAUUUGGCGUCUCUCGACAGUUCCGAUUACAUAUGGGAGGCUGGUAUAGGCACCUCUAAGUCACCCGGAACUAAUAAACAGAUUGACUCGCACAGAAUGGAAAUUAUUAAAUUGCUAAUAACCUGCUUCUCUGAGAGUCUGUACGUAGCACCUGGAGAGAUUUCAGGAAGUCCCAAUCAAUGGUUGGCUCACUUUACCUCACCUGCUAAUAGACAUGUCCUCCCUCUUUUGACCUCUCUAUUGAAUGUUGUCUGUAAUUAUGAUCCUGUGGGAUACGGAGUACCUUAUUAUUAUGCUUUUGUUGGCGACAUUAGAGAAGAGUUGACAGAGUCCUGUGCCAACCUUCUUGUCAUUAUUCUCAACUUUGUCCCGUACUCUCCGCAGCCCCCCGGUCAUGUGACAGGUGCCACGCCCCAAACCGAAGAGCCCCUCUCACCUGCAAUGAUAAUACAGAAGGAGACUGGGAUAGCUAACCUCUUUUUGGCUUAUUUAUCACGUUUGCAUCAACAAGAAGAUUUGGAUUUCAUUGUGAAAGGUUUAACGAAGCUUAUUGCCAAUCCACUGAGACAGACUCAGACAUAUUUGCCAGCAUCAGUUAAGAGGAUUUAUUUUACUGAAGUAUUGUACAUAUUAAUAUGGAAAUUCAUAUCUUUCAAUCAAAAGUUUCUGGCUCAUUUGCUUCGUGGGCCAGUACUGUUUGACUUGCUAGUCCCUUUGUUGCAAGAGCUCUUAGUGACACGCAGCAAUCCUAAUAUGAUCGGUCUCCUACACGUUGGAGUAUUCAUUCUCCUUGUGCUAAGCGGUGACAGGAACUUUGGAGUUAGAUUGAACAAGGCCUACUCUCACCCUGUCUCAAUGGACCUCCCGCGAUUCAGUGGGACUCAUGCUGACCUCUUGUUCCUAGUUUUUCAUAAAAUCAUAACGAGUGGUCUAUCUCGUAUACAGCCUCUCUACGAUUGCUUGUUGACAGUUCUUGUGAACGUGUCACCAUAUUUGAAAUCUCUGUGCAUGUUAACUUGUACAAGGUUAAUGCAUUUAAUGGAAUCUUUCUCUACAACUUGGUUUUUAUUUGCAAAGCCAAUGAACCACUAUCUUGUUUUUUAUUUACUCGAAGUCUUUAAUAACCUCAUUCAAUAUCAGUUUGACGGUAAUACGGGCAUUGUAUAUACCAUCGUCAGGUCUAAGGAUAUAUUUUAUCAGUUGGCAGCAUUAUCCGAGGACUCUUGCCUUUCGGUUUAUCCUCGACCACGCCCAUCUCAUAGGAAACCUCUCAACAGUAAAUCAGAGGAACAAAAAGAGGAGGAGGAGGAGGAGGGAGAAGGACACGGAGCAGAAGGAGGAGGAGAAGAAGGCAAAGAAGUCAAAGCUAAUAAAGGCCCUCCUAAGCACGUGCCAGAGAUCACUACAAUUAAACAGGUUACUAUGGAAGAGACUGAGUAUGAUCGUCCUCCUACGUCAGAGCCAAACACACCCACGACUGAAGUGGCGCCGAAUCCAGCAAAUCAAGUCACUUUUACUUCAUCUUACGACCUCCCGGUUAAAGUCUCGGGCGCUGGGGCUACUGGGAAUAAGAAAGCUCUUAGGCCCAAGCCAUUACUGCCAAUGAGAGAUAGUCUAGCUAGAGGUAACAGGCACUUGAUGGAGCCUACCAGCCCAAGUGACUUCAAACCAACACCAGAAUGGGUUAAAUCAUGGAAGGAUAAACUCCCCCUACACACUGUCCUUCGUUUGCUUCAGGUUUUAGUACCUCAAGUCGAGAAACUUUGCACUGAUAACGACAUAAAAACUGAAAAGGAGAUCCUGGAGUAUUUGAAGAACGGUACACUGGUUGGUUUGCUUCCUGUCCCACACCCGAUCAUUAUUAGAAAAUAUCAGUCAAGUGCCAGCACUGAAGCGUGGUUUCACACUUAUAUAUGGGGCGUGGUUUAUUCCAGGAAUUUCCAUCCCCCAAUUUGGUACGAGACCACUGUGAAACUGUUUAUUGUAAAUAAAGACUUUUAAUAAGGAGGAAAAAUUCUGUCGUUUUGUAUUAUCGUUAAUUAUAAUUUGAUUAUUUUUAAUUUUAUUAAGAUUCUGAUCACUUUCAAAUAGAUCGAUUCUUUAUACAA